Exaiptasia diaphana is the source of this 1552-nucleotide messenger RNA. RefSeq names its product serine/threonine-protein kinase Nek2-like. Gene Ontology annotation, biological process: protein phosphorylation. Bases 80 to 1333 code for a protein of 417 amino acids. Lineage: Eukaryota; Metazoa; Cnidaria; Anthozoa; Actiniaria; Aiptasiidae. The transcript has 9 exons. Gene Ontology annotation, molecular function: protein kinase activity; ATP binding. The record is from RefSeq and is a predicted model, not a curated record.
CGUCGCCAUUUUGAAAAACCAUUCUGUGUUUGCCAGAGGAAAAACGAUUUGUUUACCAGUUUGAUUAACGAAGUUUAUCAUGCCAUCACAUCUCCAAGACUACACGGUGCUUGGUACGAUUGGUUCAGGAUCGUAUGGAACUUGUAAAAAAAUCCGCAGAAAGAAAGAUGGAAAGAUACUUGUAUGGAAGGAGUUAGAUUAUGGAAGAAUGACUGAAAUGGAAAAACAGAUGCUUGUKUCUGAGGUCAACCUGCUACGAGAGUUAAAACAUCCACAUAUUGUGCGUUAUUAUGACCGAAUUAUUGACAGGACCAAUACYACCAUCUAUAUUGUUAUGGAAUACUGCGAAGGUGGUGACCUGAGUGCACUCAUAUCAAAACACAAAGCAGAAAAGAGAUAUAUUCUAGAAGACUACGUGUGGAAAAUCAUGUAUCAACUGGUACUAGCAGURCAGGAAUGUCAYAGAAGGAAAAAUGGAGGACAUGUAUUGCAUCGGGACCUGAAACCUGCCAAUGUGUUCUUAGAUGUUGAAAARAAUGUCAAACUUGGAGAUUUUGGUUUGGCAAGAGUKCUUGUUCAUGACACAAGCUUUGCUCAGACGUUUGUUGGAACUCCAUACUAUAUGUCUCCUGAACAAGUUAACAAAAUGAGCUACAAUGAAAAGUCAGAUAUUUGGUCUCUKGGAUGUCUUCUGUAUGAACUAUGUGCUCUCUCUCCACCAUUUACUGCUAUGAAUCAGAGAAGUCUAGAAGCCAAGAUCAAAAUUGGCAAAUUCCAUCCUCUUCCAAGCAAUCAUUUCUCUCCUAGUCUUAACAGAGUCAUCAGUUCAAUGUUACAAGUUAACGAAAACAUGAGGCCAAGUAUUGAUGAAUUACUCCGAAAUCCGCAGCUGGCUAAAAUGCAAAGAGAAACUACAAGAAAUAAUGUAAAUAGCAAUGACAAGGAAGAAUCACUGAGAAGAUGGGAGAAAACACUCAGCGAGAAGGAAAAAGAUAUAGAAAGAAGAGAAAAAGAUCUUUCACAAAGAGAAAAAAUCUUAGAAGAAAGAGAAGAUAGAUUAUCAAGGAUGGAAACUGAACCAGGACAUCUUAACUACAGAGAAAACAUGCCUUUCAAACGAGGAAAUUAUUUUGGCAACUAUAACUACCUGACAGACAAAGAGAAUGACACAGGAUACAUUAAGAGAAGAUAUCCUCAUGAUAUCGAUAAGCAGGGUUAUGACGAUGUAUUUGUACRKCCAAUCAUUCCAUCUCAUAAAUAUCAUGAUCUUGGCUAUCGCCAUGGAAAUGCUCCUGCUGGAAGAAUACCUCGAUUAUAUUCUGGACUGAGAUAAUAUUGCCUUAUAAUAAGAUUAUAUGAAAAUCCUAUGUAAUAUAUCUUUAAUAUAAAUAAGUAACUUAGUUUAGCUAGAAAUACAUUAACUAUUACAUUAAGUAUUAUUGAAUCUACAUAUAUGUAUUAUAAUUUAUACUACUCUAUAGUAAGAAAUGUGAUUGAAAGUAUUUUCUGAACUUAGAUGAAUUUGACUUGUAAAUAUUAUUAGUUAUGUCUU